UCAGACUAUGUGUGGCCGCGAAGGUCUUCACUAACCCGAUCGCCCGAUACCUUAUCACCAGUCUACCCUGACCGGCCCAUCAGACCCCUCCCCAAGAAUCGCCUACGAGAGCAACUGUCGCCUGAACAGCAGAGCCAGAUUAUUUAUCCACCAGAGCCUCCUUCAACCUCCCCCCUCUUCAGCUUUCCUUACGGAGUCGUCGAAAAGAUGGAUCCUCGCGCACUCAACCACCACGACUCGCACAGCCACUGCACUUGCAACGGAGACGAUCAUGUCGACGAGAGCGACGAUGACGAAGAGCUGAUUGCCUACGACCACCCGAGCUACCGUUGGUCAUCGCCCAUCAACGACGGUCCCAGAGUGGACAGCGUCCAGAGAAAGCUUAUGGCAGCAAAGGCUCCGCCAGCCCCCGCAUCCACCGCCUCCUCAGCUGACGGUUACGAAUCUUUCGAAAACACAAGCAACAAGAAAAAGCGCAAGAUCCCCUUGUCUGGCGGUGGAAGAGUACACCAGUCGAGUCUGUCGCAAGAGCUGGCCAACAUGGGAAUCGCAUCGAGGGAAGAGCAUCAUCAGGAUUCGAGGCAAUUGUCGGGCAGUGGACGUGGCAGAUUCAACAGCCAACACAAUGCCUACGCUUCAAGUCUUUCGGCAAAGUCGCGCGGAGGCAAUUGGAAGGGCGACGGCACCCGCACCAGUAAGAGGCAAUGCACUGAUUGUGACGUUGCAUACGAGACUUACACGACCUGCACAGAACAAGCCGACGGCAUCAUCUCCCAAGCAAUCGCCAGCGCCCACAGAGACCAAGACCAAGAUCAGGACACCCCGACGACACCGACCAAGCAGAACAACGAGAGUCUCCUUGCCCGCUCGCCCUCGCAGACAACGACGCCUCAGACGCAAUUCACCUUUACCUGCGAGUCCGACUCGUCCAACAAAAUGCUCUGGCCUCAACAGCCCACUCCCACCCCCAAUUCGAUGCCGCGCUCGCCCUUGGCCAAUCACUCGGCCAGUCGCUCCCAGCAAAUUCACCCUCCUGCUCACACAAAUUCUUCUGCCCCGCCUGUUCAGCCUGUUCAACAACACCAGCAGCCUCGCAAACCCCGCCCGCGCCGUCCCAGCAAGGAGUUUGCCUUACAAGAACGCCAACGACGUCUUCAGCAAGAAUACACAAACUACCACUCUCGCCCAACCCCGGCCUCCAUGUGGAUCUGCGAAUUUUGCGAGUAUGAAGACAUCUGGGGCUCUCGUCCUGAAGCUUUGAUCCGCCAGUACGAAAUCAAGGACCGCAAGGAGCGACAGAAGGCUGAAGAAAGAAGACGUUUGCUGGAAAAAGCAAAGCAGAAGAACAGGAAAGGGAAAAAGAACAAUGCAAAGGGAAAGCCUGCUCCUGCUCAGAGCUACCCUGAUGAGAACUGUGGUCCCGACGACAGACAGGACGACGAGGAUGCAGAGUUUGACGAUGGCUACGAUGCCGUGACUCAUACCGCUGAACCCAGAGAUCGAAGGUAUGCUGCCGACUACGCAUACGAUCGGACACCGAAAGCUCCAGACAAAGACGAUCUCCGGCACGAUCAACAGCAUCCGCCGCCUUUGCAGCAGCGGAGGCAGUAA
This is a messenger RNA of Aureobasidium namibiae CBS 147.97, 1611 nucleotides long. RefSeq lists its product as uncharacterized. The transcript has a single exon. The record is from RefSeq and is a predicted model, not a curated record. The annotation marks the transcript as partial. NCBI's taxonomy places the organism in Eukaryota, Fungi, Ascomycota, Dothideomycetes, Dothideales, Saccotheciaceae.